AUGAAAGACAGCGAUGGAUAUUAUCAUUUUCAACCACGAAAUCCACAGCCACCGAAUCUACCUCUUCCACCUGAGCCAGAGCUGGUGUAUGGAACAUCUCCCCUGGGACAGUUUCCGUCUUUCAUCGAUACCGUUUCCCUAAGACAUCCCUCUGACCCUUUAUCAUGUUUUAACGUGAUCCAAAAUUCUAACGACUUCAUGAGCUACGAUCCGAAUAUUUUGCAACAUCCAAAGCUAGGUCAGAAUUCAUCAUUCCAGCUACAAGAUUCAUGGCAAUUUGGUUUGGGUGAGGGUUUCAUGGUGAACCCAAAUUGUCUCAAUUACGUCUCCCAACGUGAUGCGGGAAACUAUAAUUUAUGGCAUGGGGACAGCCCGGGUGAAUCGCUCCUUGCUGGUUCCUACGUCAGCCAGCAUCAUCCGCCAGUCAAUUCUUGGGAUUUCGCUCAAUUGACGCCUUAUCCGGAGCUGUCAGCACACGGACCAAAUGGCUCCAUUUCAUCUAUUCAAUUUGCUGAUGGCCAGCGGUCACUGUCGCGACCGCAGUUUCCAUUGUCCAACUGCCCAGAUCAGUGGACACACCGCAUGUUUUCAAACCGCCAGAGCACUCGUUUUGCAUUUUCACCAGAAACUUCAUUGAUGUCAAGUCCAUCAGUAGAGUCCAAUAAUUUGCAGCUCAGUCCUGAUUCAGCAACGCCUUCCGCAGCCAAUAUUCCUUCAGAUCGCGAAACUGGGAAUGGAAAGGCUAAUAAUACUUACUCCAGAUUGAUAUAUCGGGCUCUUCAGUCUGCCCCUGACAAUAAGAUGGCCCUGAGAGAGCUUUACCGAUGGUUCGAAAAAAAUACGAAUAAAGUUAAAAGUUCGGAUUUGAAAGGCUGGCAAAAUAGUGUACGGCAUAAUCUUUCAAUGAAUGCAGCAUUUGAAGGUAUGGAUAUCACCUCAUCUCCUAAUGGUGCGAAAAGAAAAAGGGCAAGUGCAUGGGUCCUUACAGAAGAGGCUCUCCGGGAUGGAGUGCAGUCGACUACGAGGUACCGAAAGCUAGGUAUUCACGAAUUGUCUCCAAAACCAGAACCUCCUGCUCCCCAGCACCAACGAUCCGGGGCGAGAGGCGGCGUGGCUGGUCUCCGGAAUGGAGUGCAAUCGACUACGAGGUGCCGAAAGCUAGUUAUUCACGAAAUGUCUCCAAGGUCAGAACCUCCUGCUCCCAAGCGCCAACGAUCCGGGGCGAGAGGCGGCAGGGCUGCCAAGGAAUCUGCCAAGAUGAGGCAAGUUAAACGGGAGCCUCUACAACAAGUGGCCAACAGGAUUGUGGAUGUCAAUAACUACCAACUCCAGGGUGGUGAUAUUACGUCGUUUAGUUUUGAAUAUUCACAGCCGAUGUUCUCCAACCAGACUACCGGUUUUACGCCCGAUAGCUUUGGUCUUGAACAUGUGAUUGGCAUCUAUGCAAACUCCGAUUUCCAUGACAAUCAUCUAUUUUCCGCAACCUUAUUUUCGCAAGGCAAUGACUUUAGCACUCAUUUUGACGAUAUCAGUGGAACUGUUGAAAGAACGAAUCAUGUCGUUCUAGGUUGUCAUUCGUGCCUCUUCCCUGCUGGAUCGAACUGA
This is a messenger RNA of Paracoccidioides brasiliensis Pb18, 1605 nucleotides long. RefSeq lists its product as uncharacterized. Gene Ontology annotation, molecular function: DNA-binding transcription factor activity, RNA polymerase II-specific; RNA polymerase II cis-regulatory region sequence-specific DNA binding. Gene Ontology annotation, cellular component: nucleus. Gene Ontology annotation, biological process: regulation of transcription by RNA polymerase II. The transcript has 2 exons. The record is from RefSeq and is a predicted model, not a curated record. Bases 1 to 1605 code for a protein of 534 amino acids.